AAGGAGCAUUGAGGGAGGACCGUUUCUUCUUCCUCUUCUCUUUCUCUAUAAAACCGGUCCCUCUCCCCUCUCCUUUUUCACGUUUACAUACAACUCUCCACUUUCUUUGCUCUUAUCCCUUCCGAAUUACCCUCUCUCCUUCCCAAGACUUUCACUCUCUCUCACCAUGAAGAAGACCAUCUCCAAGGUCUCCAAGAUCUUCAACGGCAGCAAAAAGUCUAAGGAGGAUGAGAGUGUCUCUUCCAUCACCCCUGCGCAAUUGGGGGAGAUGAGGGGAUUCAUUCCUCCUGAUUAUGGCGUCCAGGAAGCCGUGGGUAUUACUUUGGAGCGCAAUCCUGACAUCUCCCGCCGACUGGUCGUCCACUAUGACUCGGUUAGGAUGGGAUGUCGCUUUCCUCUCCAUCCCCUCUUGAUCGAACUUUGCAACCGCUACGCCAUACCUCCCGGUCAGAUUUCCUCGAACUCCCACGAGAGUCUUUUUGGCUUCUUGGCGCGGUGUCACAAGAGAGGCAUCCAACCCACUCUGAAGCUCUUCCUCUCUCUCUUCCGUCCACAUAAAUAUGACAGUGAGUUGGGCCGGGGAUACGUGAGUUUCACGGCCCGGACCGAUAUGCAGUUUUUGGACAGCCCUGGUGACAAACUUGAUGACUGGUUCCGGCGCUUCCUCGUGGUGGUAGUCCCGGAGAACCUCCCCUUCCCUAAUGUGUGGCGAAAGAAGGAAGAUAAAUUUCCUUCUCAUACCUUUCCUCCGCGUGACUCGGAGCUUGAUGGGAUCUACCGUCUCCUUCUCAAGAACGGCUAUCCGGUUCCCCGAGCGCUUCUCUUCAAGGAUUCAAAUCUCCGGGGUCUUGGAUACUGGGUGUCCCCCGAUACUCCUCUUCAAGAGCCGUCGGGAAACACAACUUCCUCUUGGGUUCCUCCUUUCAGGAGCACCCGACUCCGCCGGCGAUCUUCUCGAAGGGAUCCUUCCCCGGAGGAGGACACCGAGGGCGAAGAGGCUGGAUCCGUGACCGGGACCCAACCUGUGCUACUUGCCGACCACCCUCAUCUUUCGGAAGAGGGGGCCCCUCCUUCUGCCCAGUUCAUGGGCCCGUUGGGUUCCCAUCCUCAACUCACUGGGACCUUUCCCAUUGGGCGCACCACCGGUUCACAGGGGUCCCUUGAACCGCCACAUGUCCAGGUGGCCGGAAUUGGGAUUCCGUGCAGCACUGAGUCUCCUUGGGAAUAUUCCCCCUCCUCUGGCUGUGGGGGGAAUGAAGCAAUUUCCCUGCUCCAACCGUCCACUGCCCUAAAUUUUGCAGAGUCAGCGGCGGAGAGCAUUUUUGGGACGCCCCUUGGCCAGGGCGGUGUUCCUCUUCCUGGAGCAAAUAUCCAUCGGUCCUUUAGGGAGACGGAGGAGAAAAUUCGGUCCUCCAGUUUUGGGAAGGUUAUUGUCCCAUCCUCCGUCCAGCCCACUGCUGUUCCCGGUCCAUCCACUCAAGAGACCGGGUCUUCUUCUUCUUCCCAGGCCCAUCACAAGAGGGGCCGAAAUUCCACUCCUCUUCCAGGCUCUUUGGUGUCCGCCGGUCCUUCCAUGGGGACCGCUGAUCACUUCUUUGGGACCGCUGGUGAUGGGUCUCCUACCGCGCAAGGGAGUCAGCCCUUUCCCUAUGCCCGGGAGGCCUAUCAGUUCACAGGGUACACGGCUUGGGUUGGACGGGAUUUCAACAAUAAGCUUCAAGAAAUACAACAGCUUAAGAGGGACCAUCCAGAUGUGAUUCACAGCCCCGUUUGGCCGUUUAUGCAGGAGGAGUAUACUCGUAUGGCCGAUUAUGUUGCCACUUCCUCUGCCCAGCGCCACUCUCUUCGCCUGUUGGACCGCAAUGCUGCUUUAUCAAAGGAGCUGCGGGAUUUCAAAUCUCGGCACUCUAUUUGUGUCGAGCGCCUGGAAUACGAUCGGGUUUUGUCGGAGAACGACCAGCUCUACUCUGACCGCGAGCGGCUUUCGGCUAAGGCCGAUCUUCACCGAAGGAGAGCAGAGGAGGAGUUGGAGCGAACAUGGCGUCGUCGGUCCGAGGAGGAGGCGAGGAAGGCGGCGGAGGCAGUUGAGCAUAGGUGGCGUCUCCAACACGAAGAAACUGAACGCCGACUUUCUCAACGAGUUGAGGAGUUAAACCUGUCCCUUAUGGAGGAGAGGCGUUCAGCCCGGAGUUCCCUUGAGGAGGCCCGCCGCUCGCUUGAGAACGAGCGUCUCACCUAUGAGGGGCAUAUGGCGCGGAUGGAGGCGGAUCGCAUUGCAGAUUACGGUAGGAGCUUGUAUCGUGGAGGAUUGGAGGUCCAACAACAGUUUUAUCAUGGCCUGGAGCCCUAUUCCGAUGGGCAGGAUCCUUGGCUGAAGUUUCCAGGCAUCCCAGGACCCAUGGGACCAGAGCCUUCUUUCCUCCGUUCUUCUCCCUCGCCCUGAAUUCUCAAGUCACUAUUGUAGUUUGUUU
Molecule: messenger RNA, 2471 nt
Organism: Cuscuta campestris
Lineage: Eukaryota; Viridiplantae; Streptophyta; Magnoliopsida; Solanales; Convolvulaceae
Source: the annotation of a GenBank genome assembly